This is a messenger RNA of Drosophila kikkawai, 1534 nucleotides long. It is a transcript of the gene Coq6, whose product is annotated as ubiquinone biosynthesis protein COQ6, mitochondrial. The record is from RefSeq and is a predicted model, not a curated record. Gene Ontology annotation, cellular component: mitochondrion. Gene Ontology annotation, biological process: ubiquinone biosynthetic process. Gene Ontology annotation, molecular function: oxidoreductase activity, acting on paired donors, with incorporation or reduction of molecular oxygen, NAD(P)H as one donor, and incorporation of one atom of oxygen; 2-octaprenyl-6-methoxyphenol hydroxylase activity; FAD binding. Lineage: Eukaryota; Metazoa; Arthropoda; Insecta; Diptera; Drosophilidae.
GUCACACUCGAACGAACGCCCGCGCACAUGUUGAGCUUUCUGAGGAUUCAAGGCGCUGUGGCGUCGGCGGGACAGCUCCGCAUCCUGGCCACCAAAACCGCCAGCAAUGUGACAUCCAGCCGCCGCUGUGAGUCCACCAAGUCGCCGGCUACAGAGCACUUUGAUAUAAUCAUUGGCGGCGGUGGACUUGUGGGAACCACUCUGGCCGCCGCCCUGGCCAGGAAUGCCACUUUGGCCGACAAGCGGGUGCUGCUGCUGGAGGGAGCUCCUGAGUUCAAAGGAUUUGAUCCAGCAGGCGCCUACCAGAAUCGCGUAUCCGCCAUCAACAGCAACUCCAUCGAGCUGUUCAAGUCCAUAGAUGCCUGGCCGCACAUCGAGGGAGCCCGGUAUAAGCCCGUCAAGCAGAUGCAGGUGUGGGAGUCCAACACGGAGGCUUUGAUACAGUUCCAGCACGACAACUUUGCCAGCGAUGUGGCCUGCAUCAUUGAGAACGAUCUCAUCCUGGAUGCGGUCUAUGCGCGCGUUAAGGAGGCUACCAAUGUGGAGAUCCUGAACAAGGCCAGGAUUCAAAGCGUACGCCUGCCCAAGGACAACAGUGCUGCUCUCUCCGAGCUUCAGCUGCAGGACGGACGGAGCUUCUCUUGCGAUCUGCUCAUCGGAGCGGAUGGCGCCAAUUCUGUGGUCCGCAAGGAAAUGAACGUGGAUGUUUUCUCACUGAACUACAACAGAAUGGGGCUGGUGGCCACCCUGGAGCUGGGCGAAGACGCCUGCGACAACUCGGUGGCUUGGCAGAGAUUCCUGCCCAACGGACCGGUGGCUCUGCUGCCCCUAACCGAUCGUCUAAGCUCUCUGGUCUGGAGCACUACGAAUGAGCAGGCCAAGAAGUUGCAAUCCCUGCCAGCUGAUGAAUUCGUAGAUGCCCUCAACGAAGCCUUCUGCCGGCAGUAUCCGCGCGUGGAGCUGGCCGACAAGGCUGUGCAGGCUUUGAACUCCCUGUUCGGCCACAAUUCCAGCCAGCACCAAGUGCAGUAUCCUCCGAGAGUUAUUGGCGUUCAAGACAAAUCGCGUGCCACCUUUCCGCUGGGCUUCCUUCAUGCCUCCUCCUACGUUUGCAGUGGAGCAGCUCUCGUAGGAGAUGCCGCCCAUCGAGUGCAUCCUUUGGCUGGACAAGGCGUAAAUUUGGGAUUCAGUGAUGUGCGGAUUUUGGUGGAAUCCCUGGCAGCAGGAGCAUAUGCAGGAUUCAAGCUGGGCGACAAGCAACAUCUCAUCAAGUACGAACGCAAGUGCCUGGCCAAGAAUGUGCCCAUCAUGCUGGGUGUUCAUGGUCUACAUACGAUCUACUCCACGCAGUUCAGUCCGGUGGUUAUGCUCAGGAGUCUGGGUCUGCAACUGACGCAGAAUCUGCCGCCCAUCAAGAACAUGUUCAUGCGGGGAGCAAUGGGUCAGUAGUGGUUGAACAAUGGGGAAAUUAAAGCUUAAGUGUUUACAGUUUUCAGAGGAAUAAAGUGAUUUUAUAUCGAGGGUUUAAAACCUA